Cotesia glomerata is the source of this 734-nucleotide messenger RNA. Its product is annotated as odorant receptor 94b-like. The coding region runs from base 8 to 685 and encodes 225 amino acids. The transcript has 4 exons. Gene Ontology annotation, cellular component: plasma membrane. Gene Ontology annotation, biological process: detection of chemical stimulus involved in sensory perception of smell; sensory perception of smell. NCBI's taxonomy places the organism in Eukaryota, Metazoa, Arthropoda, Insecta, Hymenoptera, Braconidae. The record is from RefSeq and is a predicted model, not a curated record. Gene Ontology annotation, molecular function: olfactory receptor activity; odorant binding.
UCAAUUAAUGAUCUUAAAAUAUAAUUAUCGGCAUUGUAGCCCUGAGACAUAUGCACGUGCUAAUUUUACAGUCUCUCCUGAAGCAUAUAACCACAUUUUAGAUUACAAUUGGUUUACCUUAGACAAGGAAAAGGAAUACCAAAUUUAUACAUUCAUCCCUUUUUCGAUAGAAGAAGCUUACAUUGAAAAAGAUUCCUUUGAAUUAAGAUUAAAGACAUGCCUGAAACAUCAUCAACGUCUUAUUUUAAAUGUUGAUGAGUUAAAUGCCACAUUUAGUGCUGUAUUGUUUGGAAUGAUAUCUGCUACCUUCUGUCUAGUUUGUCUCAAUCUCUUUUUAGCUGUUUUGUUUAUGAACGAUGAAGUUAAGUUUGUCCGAUACUUGGUCAUGGUGGGUGUUGGCUUACUUCAUCUUCUAUUUUGGUGUCUUUUCAGUAACGAAUUAAUGAAACAAGGAGACUCUAUAUACAAAAGUGUAUAUGACUCUAAAUGGGAAAAACAUUUAAAUAAUUUCGAAAUUAAAAUAAAUAUUCUAAAUGCUUUACUCAUGGGACUUAAACCAUUAAGACUUACAGCUGGAAUCUUUUUCACUUUUUCAAUGGAUACUUGGCUUUCGGUCGUACAGAAGUCAUAUUCAUUCUUUGCAAUCCUGAAUACUGUAAUGGACAAAGUAGAAUACAAUGCAUAAAAUGAUGAAUUGAUUCUUUACCGUGUUUAUACAGGAUAUGAUAUUGAUA